GCGGAGAGAGAGGUAAUUUGGGUCAGUAUGAAUCGUGUUUUAGAAAGAGAUAAGAAUCAGAGUUUGCGUGGAGAUACCUGAGCCCGGUGAGCGUGAACUGCGCUGAGAGAGAGAGAGAGAGAGAGAGAGAGAGAGAGAGAGAGAGAGAGAGAGAGAGAGAGAGAGAGAGAGAGAGAGAUCGGCAACGAAGCGACGCUUGGGAGACAAGAGGGAGAAGAGAGGUGGUAGGUGAUGGACUCCACCGGUGUUGCAGUGGACAAAAGGGCAGCGUCAACAGAAAGACCCGAGGAGAUCCAAUCCUCUCCCCCAUACCGGCAGCAGCAAGAUCCUACUCCUCCCAACAUCACCCUAGCAAUGGCGUCCUCAACUUCAUCAUCAACCUCAUCAUCGACUUCAUCAACUGCGUCGAAGGGCGCCAGUCUGCUAUCUUUACCGUCCAAUUGUCUGGCUCAGAUCAUCGGAUCAACAACGCCAGUCGACGCGUGUAGAGCAGCGUCAGUCUGCAAGGAGCUGGCAGAACUCGCUCAAUCUGACUAUCUGAUUUCCUUUUUCUUACCUUCUAAUUACUUGGAGCUAUUAUCGAAAUCUUAUCCUUAUCCUUAUCCUUAUCCAAUCAGAUUAAAUAAAGAAAGCGAUGACGACCAAUCAUCACGUCUGCUGCUGAAUCACGUAGCAGCACCAGCAGAUCGACGGCUGUGUUUCCAAACGUUGUGUAACGGUAUCCUCUUAUCGAACGGUUGGGAAUCAUUUCAUCUUGAGAGGGGGUCUGGCCUUAUCCGUACAAGCUUAUCCGUUUUGGAUAUGAAUGUCGCUAGCGGACAAGACCAAAGAUUCUGGAAGGUGGAAGAAUCUUCUGACUCGCGGUUCGGCCGAGUGAUGUAUUUGAAAGCCAUUCUAUUUUUAGAUAUCGACGGUUCGUGGAAGGUGCAGUUAACCCCGGGGUCAUACUCCGUUCGAUGGCGGCUCAAGGUGCGCAAUCAUCAAGGUGGAAGGUGGGGAUCUUUCAUCGACAUGAAAGUUCCCAUACACUUCGCUGUACGUUCGUCGGAUGGUUCAUCUGUUUCUCGAGAUCUGGAUAUGGAUAGUGCUCCGUUUAAAGGAUUUGAAAAGUGGGCGGAAUUCGAAAUAGGCGUGUUUGACGUGGCGUCUUAUAAAGAAGUUGGAGCUAAUUACAAGCCGAGAGGAAGGAGAAGAACUAAAAAAGAAGCAGAAUCAGAUGGUGAGGCUGGUGAUGAUGAUCUUACGGCGUGGCGUCUUGAUCCCAUGUCGUGUUGUCCUGAUUGCAGGUCGUGUUGUGAUGACAAUGAUUCCACUUGUUGGUGUUAUGAUGAUUCCAUUCGUGGGUUGAGGCACAGGCGUAGUACGGAGUGUGAUGGAGGUGGUAAUGGUGUUGGUAGUGGGGUCGGUGACCCACGUGGGGGUGCACGUGGGAGUUCGCCACGUGGGAGUUCGCCACGUGGGAGUUGGAGCAGCGAGGAGGGAAAGGAAGUAAGAGAGGUGGAGGUGAGUUUCUCCAUCUCCCAGCACGAUCAUUGCUGGAAGGGAGGACUGUUCGUUGAUUGCCUCACGCUGGUGCAACUGAAAGGGUGACCUGCUGAUUGACUAAUGAACUGAUUGGUUGAUU
Messenger RNA from Chara braunii, 1624 nucleotides. The record is from the annotation of a GenBank genome assembly. Lineage: Eukaryota; Viridiplantae; Streptophyta; Charophyceae; Charales; Characeae.